UGUUGCCCUCAGGUCGUACUAGGUGUUUUGUUGCCUCUAAGUGAGUGUCUGCUAGCAUACAGCUGUUUUGUGAGUAUCACGGUGUAAAUGGAUUUGUUGCCAUGGAUACAGCGCAAGGUGUUAACCCAGCGACGUAAUUAGAGCAAUCCGGUGUUGAUUAAUGGACGCUCCUCUGGUGCUCCUUCCAGCUAUCUGGCUCUAGGAAAAUAAACUCUUGGUUACAGCGAGUAAAAAUACUCGCUCCGCUGCUCUUACAUCAGUGAGCUCCGUGAUAUUUUUGGGAACUUCUCCCAUUCGCGUCGGAGUGGUUACUGGGUGUCUGUCUUGGCCAACCCUGGAUUGUCGCCUACUCUGUGUGGGGGGAGAGAGACGACACAGUUGCGUCCGCAGAUCUCGUUAUAAACAUGCAAGAGGAAAAGCAGCGCAGGGGUGCAGCAGUGAGGAAGUCUUUGAGAUAGCCUAAAAAGAUUUAAAAAAAACAGGAUACUGAGGGGGCUGUGGUACAAGAAUGACGGCUUGACCUUGUCUCUGUGAGGAUAUGGAUGGGACCAAGACGUCCAGUCCCGUCGCCUGUGUGAGCACAGCCGUGGAUGCUGUCCUGAGCCCUGCUGUGCAGCCGACGGGGGACUUGGUCGGGUUUGGAUAAGUGGCGCUUUUAGUAUGCAACCAACUUAAAAUCAGUUGCAGAGUUUUCAGAACUGUGUCAAAAAUUAUGCUUUACAGACCAAUAAUGGAGACUUACAAAAUAGCUUGGUGACCAGCUUCUAAUUUCCAUUAAGGUGUUUUAAAAGUUUUAUUUUAAUGCGUUAUUGGAGAAAUGUGGAGUGCGUUCAUGAACGGCUCGGGGCUGCACGGUGGGGGCGGUGCCGGUGGGGGCUACGUCCCGUCUCAGGGAUGGGAAUUUGUGCCGUGCACCAGGAUGGACAGGGCAGAUAGAGGCAGGGGCAAAAGUCGCAGCCCGUCGAGGAGGAUCUCCUCUCCGCCCACCGUCUUCAGUCACAUCUACGAGUCCCAGUUCGCCGCUUCACCGGGUGGAGGAGGAGACGGUGGAGCAGGGACGCGGCUUGAGCUCCUCAGGGGACAAAUGUGGCCCGGUCCCGAACCCCAGCAGCAGCAGCAGCAGCAGCAGCAGCAGCAGCAAACACAACACACGAGGCUGAAAAAGAAAUUUGAGGAUUUGAAAAGGCGACACGUACAGGAUAAAGAAGGAUGGAUGCGGGAGAAGGAGUCAUUGUUGAGAGAAGUAGCUGAUAUACAAGGAGGGGAGAACAGGAGGAUUCUGCUGGACCUGAAGACAGUUUUGGAGGAAGUGCAGGCGGAGGUGAAGAGAGAGGAGGAGAAGAGGAGCGAUCUUCAGCUGCAGUACACCAGAGACAGAUGUGCCUGGGAGCUGGAGAAGGCCGAGCUCAAAUGCAGGAUUGCACAGUUGGAGGCUAAAGAGGGUGCUGGGUUGGUCAGUGGAGGGGUCCAGUCAGCAGCAGGUCCUGGUGCUGUGGCGUCACGGAGUGCUCGAGAACAGCAGGGCGAGACAUCAACACUCCGCCGGGAGAGGGAAGAGCAGCGGAGGCUCCUGGAGGACACACACUCUACAGCCAUGGACCUGCGCUGUCGCCUGGAGCACAAUGAGAGAGACUGGCUAAGGGAGAAAGCCGAACUGCUGGAGAGGUUCGACAUGGAGAGGAGAGAAUGGGAGUGCCAGCUGAAGGAUAUGCAAAGGAAAAUAGAAGAGCUGUACUGUGACGUGAGGACCAAGCGAGACGGGACCGGACUGCACAGUGGGAAGCAGGAUGAUGAUGUUGUACACAGGCUUAGCAUACGCUCAACCAGCACAGGCUCCAGUCUGCUCAGUGACAAUGAGCCGCUUAGCAGCAGCAGCCAGUCAGAGCCAAUAAGACAGCCACCUUUACCUGGCUUAGGUCACAACAGGAACAUCAGCGGCAAUGGUUGUGUUGACAGAGAUGGUGGCCAACCCACCUGCUUCCAAGCCGACAGCCUCUUUGAAUUUGAUGCUGGUGGUCAGCUCACUCAGAAUGACCAUUCUCUACCUGAGCUGGUGGAUGAGUUAAGAUCCAGAGGCACUUGGCAGCAAGACUCAAUCGCUGCUAGCAUGGAAGCUGUGGAUGCAAUAGAGCUGGAGGCUUUGUGUCAUGGAGCUCCUGGAUGUGGAGUGCCACAGCAAAAUGUCUCUCCAGGUACCGAAAGAGAAAGACCUCUCUGGGCAGAGCUGAGUUUCGGCAGUGACAAGAAGAAGAACACCACGGCUCUCAAUGCUGCUCUGAAGGAGAUAGCCCGUGUGAGCGAGGAGCUUUGUAGCUACCAGGAUGAGAUCAGAAAGAAGAGUGGGGAUAAGAGGAAUCGAUCUGAAUCUUUGUGCCUACCUGAGGAGAGAGAGAUGCCAUUUGGCCAUGAUAAAACCCAACUGGAGGCGGAUGAAGCUCCCUGCGACCUCAGCCAGAUUUAUGACGACCUCCGGGCCCUGGGGAGGGAAAACUGGAUCACAUUUUCACCAGAUAACACCUGGCGGGCCGACACAGGGCAGAGCAAAGCCUGGAGAGCAAGCAGCACAGAUCCAGACAGCUACAGAGAAACACAGACGAGCCCUGGAGUACUCUCUGAGAUUGAUGCAGCAGGUCCACCCAUCCCUCCUCGCACUUCCUCCUGGAAUCUGAGCUCCCCCACCCUUCCAGACACAGAACUCCACAUCCCAGACUCCCCCAUGGCGACAGUGAGCAAGUGCCAUAGCCCCUGUAUUGUAGUGGACAGAAAGUGUAGCAGCCCAUCUAUUGUCAGGAAAUUUGAGGCCAUGCUACAAGAAAACGAAGGAAAAGUUUUAAUUGACGGUGUUGUAGCAUCAUGCGCUGUACCUACUAACCCUAAAUGUAAUAUUGGCUGCUGCCACAACCGUUGGUCCUGUGAUGCAAGCAAGUUCACUGGCAGUAAGCUGUCGACAUAUGGGACUGUCCAGAAAAGCUUCUCUGAGGUCAACAUACUGACGGCUGGAAAAGAGUUGCGCUCAGAUUACUGCCCUGGUGUUGGGAAUUUAAAAAGCCCCGAGCUACAAAUGCCUCAGACUGUCCAAGAAUUACCUUUAGAUUUGCUCUUGUCCUCUCUCGAAUUACCACCUGCCUGUCCCAACCUCCAGGGCUCCAGAAGAAACAUAAUGCUGGAACAAAAAACAGCCGAGUUCAACAGAACUUUGUUUCAGGCUGAGAUGGGUCGUGGUGUAGAAGAACAUGACAGUCUUACAGUAACAGAUGCCGGCUCUGUGGGUUACCAGCCAGUCUUAACAGCAACUCGUGCAUCAGAUGAGAUUUUACCUCCCAGGGAGACAAGAUUUCAGUCACAUUGUACUGAUGUCAUCACUAGCGACAUGGGUGUGCAUCCCAAAGUCACGUUAUCUCUCUCCACCUCAAGUUCGACAGUUCAGAGCCCCGAGGACCAACCGAGGCGAUUGAGAUGUGGUCCUGAAGUUCAAGAGGUCAGAAUGAAGCAAGAAAUCCCUUCUCACCUUUCAUCUGAACAGCCACAGAUUGGACUCAGGGAGGCAACAACUACAACCUUUCAGAGUCCUGCACACCACUCUGAGGUCAAGCACAAAGUUCAAACAGCAAGCAGUCCCUCCAGGAAAACACAGCACAGAGCAGCCAUAGAGGCUCUCUUGUCUGAGCCUGUCUUGCCUGCAAAUACCCAGCCAGGUCAGAAUGUGGAUGCUUCCAGCUCUAAGAAUGAGAAUCCCCAUGGAGCAAAGCCUCAGCCAGCCAGAGUUGGUGUCUCACUCCAGCAGUUGUCUGCUGAGAACAAACAAAGACAGAUGACACAGCCAGGGCACCAGGCACAGCUAAGGCAUGCGUCUGCUCUUCCUGUUCAGUCGGACUCCUCCAGACCUGGGCCUCGAAUGAUGAAUGACCAUCCCUGGAAGGCCCUCACUCUGGCUGCGUACCCCCGGCCUGAGGGUUCCAGGUCCAACUACGGGGCAGUGGAAAGAAUUCUUAAGAAUUACGAGAGUGCAGCCCGGGCUCAACAGAACCAGAGCCAACCGAACGAGAUGGCGUCAAGUCCUACUGUUGGUGUCAGGCAGGAGGAGAAUGUCACAGAACUGGACAUGCUGGACAUGGACCCUCUGCCCUUACCUCCCACUCUGAGACACACACAGACUUCACACACCUCACAGGCGCAGACCACACAUGCACAGCUUAGCAGCCACAGUGCCAUUGGUGUGAAAGAGGUGCAUCUCACAGUGCAGGAGAACGAAGAGUCCUGUAUCUCCUCCUCAGUUCAGAAGAACUUUUCGAGGCCUGCCCGUCCAGCCAAUCGACGCCUCCCCUCCCGAUGGGCCAGCCGCUCCCCCACCUCCUCCUCCUCCACCUCCUCCUCUCCCUCUACUACCCCUGUAGUGCCUCCAUCCUUCCCCCUCCAGAAACACAGUUCCACUUUUACUUACUCACACGCCUUUCACCUAGAGACUGUCAUCAUUUGAUCUCCACCUCACCGUGUGAUUGAACCAACAAGAAGCCUUUGGUGAAAACCUCUGAACACUGAACGUUGCUUUUUCAUUACUAUUGUACAUAUCAAACGCAGACUGCUUCUCCACUCCUACAGACUCAGAAGUGCUUUAGUUGUGAGUUCACCAGCUCACUAAGAAUGUAUGUGGCAUCCAGUGGAGCCUAACUGACCAAGGAAGGCAAGAAGAGGAUCUGAAGCAGCUUCACUUAUUCAGCAGUAUGCUCCGAUGGACCUGCCAGGCAUCACACAUAGCCGCAAAGUGAAAACAUCACAUCCAACGUGUCAUUCAUUCAUGCCAACCAUCUGAAUGGAUGUCCUAUGCUCAGGUCUGGAUUCUAGCCUUGACUAGUGUAGCCUUGCAGAUGUACCAACAACAGACCCUCCACGUCUCCUUCUGUUCUAUAUACUGUAUUUACACCUUAAAAGUGAUGCUUGCUUAUAUUCAAAUGAUCCAAAAACUUCCAGCCAAAUGAAACCCAGAAUGAUGUAUUUAAUAUGUACUGUAUUUUGUAUUUUGUGUGCAACAUGUUUUGUGUGCUUUUUGCACAAAAUAUGAUGUUACAUACACAAUAUGCAGCAUCACGGUGGAUUCAGAGACAAAGGCAGUGAAGCAGAGAUUUCUCACUAGCAUCACUCAGUGUGUGGAAUAAAGCAGUGUUGGUUUCUGCCUUCUUGAAUAUUACUUACAGUACACGCCUGGACUGUACCUUGCCUGUGACUAAAACAUUUUGCUUUGCAUUCAUGACUGGUUUUACAUUUUUCAUAAUUACAGUAACACAAAAAAUGUGAAUGUGAGUUCCUUUUUUAUAACUUUGUACCAAAGGCUGGUUUCUUUACAUGCAUUUCCUGAUUUGAAAAUCAAAUGCAUUGUUUGUUAUGGCAUUUAUUUUUGCUGUCCACCCAUUGCUGAUUUUUUCCAAUCAAAAUGUAACAUCAUUCAUGAGAGCCUGCUUUUAUGCAUAACAUAAAUAAUAAUAAUGCUUAUGAAAAAAAAAAGAUUAAAAAGCCUUUUUUCUACUUUUACUAAUUCUGAAUGGUCACAUAUCAGGACAUUACAGUUUUUUGGGUCAAAGUAGUGAAUCAUAUCAUGAUGAAGGUGAUGCCUUUGCUGUUCUUUUUGUGUAAUAAACAUACAGACUUAGUGA
Epinephelus lanceolatus (giant grouper) is the source of this 5648-nucleotide messenger RNA. RefSeq names its product microtubule cross-linking factor 3-like. Gene Ontology annotation, biological process: regulation of autophagy. NCBI's taxonomy places the organism in Eukaryota, Metazoa, Chordata, Actinopteri, Perciformes, Serranidae. The record is from RefSeq and is a predicted model, not a curated record.